AUGAAGUUCUCCUCUGUUUUACUUGCAACUGCCGCCGCUGCUUACAACACCACCGAUGUCACUGCCACCACUGUCAUUGAGACCAUCACAUCUUGUGAAGAGUCUGGUCCAUGUCACACUGUCACUUUGACCACCACCUACUGCCCAGAGAACUCUACUGUUAUCUCUACAUUCACUGGUGCCGCUGCUGCUGGACACGCCAACGUUUACGUUGCUGGUGUCGCUGCUUUGGCCGCAGGUGCUAUGUUGCUAUAA
Messenger RNA from Brettanomyces nanus, 255 nucleotides. RefSeq lists its product as uncharacterized. The record is from RefSeq and is a predicted model, not a curated record. The transcript has a single exon. NCBI's taxonomy places the organism in Eukaryota, Fungi, Ascomycota, Pichiomycetes, Pichiales, Pichiaceae. The coding region runs from base 1 to 255 and encodes 84 amino acids.